AUGCAUUCACGUGUUAUCAUCCUUGCAUGCUCUGUUGCUGUUUUAUUACUUAUGGUUUCAUCAUCAGCCAUUGCUGCCGAUGAUCAACAUUAUCCACGAGUUGGAAAAAUGCCUGGUGGUGCAUGGCUUUCAGCCCAUCAAUUACAACAAUUGAACAAACGUGGUCGAUUUGUUUUUCGUGAUGCACCUAAUGUACAUCAUUUUGAUGCCGCCGAUGUUGAUGCUCUUAUCAAUGAAGAUGUUCAUGAUGCUGAAUCAAAUCUUAACAAACGAAAUUGGCGAUUAUAA
This is a messenger RNA of Adineta steineri, 288 nucleotides long. The record is from the annotation of a GenBank genome assembly. Lineage: Eukaryota; Metazoa; Rotifera; Eurotatoria; Adinetida; Adinetidae.